AUGGCCAAGCUUCAGACGCCGGUCAAAUCGUCCUUUGACUCGAUCAAUGACAGCUUGAAGGAAACCCAUAGCGGCCUGAACAAAUACACCAAAUCUCUCGAUAAGCUCUUCAAAGACCGUCCUCUUCCAAGUACCGAUCACGAUGCCCUCUCCUCACAGGAAAACCUGAUCAACCGCGCGAUUGCGAUGCACCUCCUCCGCGAAGGUCAGUUCGCCGUCGCCGCAACCUUCCUCUCGGAGAUCGCCGAGCACAAGAUGGAUACUCCAACGCAGCAGACAAAUGAGAGCGCGAGUGCCAGCGCCAGCGACCCCGCAAACCUCCUCGACCUCGACGAAGUCCCCUCAACUGAGAUCAGGAAACAGUUUGCCUCGAUGUACUACAUCCUCCAGCAACUACAAGAACACAAGAACCUUCUACCCGCUAUCGAAUGGUCAAGGGAACACCGCAACGCCCUGGAAGCCCGAGGCAGUAAUCUGGAAUUCGAGCUCUGCCGUCUACAGUAUGUGUGGCUGUACCACGGAGGAUCGAGCGGCCAAGACGGGCCAACAGGCUGGCAGGAAGCUCUAGCAUACGCCCGCCGUGAAUUCCACGUCUUUGUUCCUCGAUACCUGCGAGAAGUGCAGCAGCUGAUCGGUGCCAUGGCCUACUCGCCAAACCUCGAAGCCUCGCCUUAUGCAUCUCUCUUCAACACUGCAUCCGCCUGGGACGAUGUGGCCCACUUCUUCACGCGCGAGUUCUGUUCUCUUCUCGGGUUGUCGGCUGACUCGCCACUUUACAUUGCUGCGACUGCCGGUGCGAUCGCCUUGCCAACGCUGCUGAAGUUGCAGACUAUCAUGAGAGCGAAGCGCACGGAGUGGACAUCUGAAAACGAGCUUCCGGUCGAAAUCUCACUCCCGCCCUCAUACCUCUUCCACUCGAUCUUCGUCUGCCCCGUAUCCAAGGAACAAGCGACAGAUGCGAACCCACCAAUGAUGAUGCCUUGCGGACAUGUCAUCGCAGAGGAAUCACUGAAGCGUCUUGGGAAGAGCAACCGGUUCAAGUGCCCGUACUGUCCAAGCGAGAGCCACCCCAAGGACGCGCGCAAAGUGUUCCUGUGA
Molecule: messenger RNA, 1098 nt
Organism: Penicillium arizonense
Lineage: Eukaryota; Fungi; Ascomycota; Eurotiomycetes; Eurotiales; Aspergillaceae
Product: ubiquitin-protein ligase RMD5
Exons: 3
Coding region: 1-1098 (365 amino acids)
Biological process (GO): proteasome-mediated ubiquitin-dependent protein catabolic process
Cellular component (GO): cytoplasm; nucleus; GID complex
Molecular function (GO): ubiquitin protein ligase activity; protein binding
Source: RefSeq, a predicted model, not a curated record